GGCAGAGAGCCCUGCUUUAGUCCCCUAUAUCUCCAUCUCCCUUAUAAACAUACGACGUAUAAUUAGUGUACGUAUCCAGUCCAUGCUCUACACAAUCUAAAAUCGGACAUAACUCGGGCACAUGCGUACCGAAAUCCCGCGCUCUGUGAAGCCCACGAACCUCAACCUAGGGGAUUUUUUUAAGGUCUUGAAUGUGCAGCAGGGGCUAGUGCUGCCAAGUUUACUCGUCGUCCUACCGUUGCUCAUUGCUGUUACAGGAAAUGCUCGAGGGCUGUUUUGGAAGGGAACGGCGCGCAAGAUGACAUCAGGUCAGGGGAACGCGGAGAAAGGCACGGGGCACUGGAAACGGAGGACAGGACCGGCGAUAGUCGAAAGCAAUCCAGACCCCUCUGCAUCGGAACAGUCUAGAUGCUACCGUUAUGAUGACCAUGACGGUUGUUCAGUAUCCCUACGUCUGCUUGCGCAUCAUCGGACCCUCAUCCGCUCACGGCGUCCAUGGCCGCGAUGAGGCGGAGAAUGCACGGGAUGGUUGAAUACUUGCGAGGCGGUGGCGGGAAACA
Molecule: messenger RNA, 560 nt
Organism: Aspergillus uvarum CBS 121591
Lineage: Eukaryota; Fungi; Ascomycota; Eurotiomycetes; Eurotiales; Aspergillaceae
Exons: 2
Coding region: 122-508 (128 amino acids)
Source: RefSeq, a predicted model, not a curated record